Astyanax mexicanus (Mexican tetra) is the source of this 2730-nucleotide messenger RNA. RefSeq names its product paired box 8 (gene pax8). Gene Ontology annotation, molecular function: RNA polymerase II cis-regulatory region sequence-specific DNA binding; DNA-binding transcription factor activity, RNA polymerase II-specific. The coding region runs from base 285 to 1790 and encodes 501 amino acids. Lineage: Eukaryota; Metazoa; Chordata; Actinopteri; Characiformes; Acestrorhamphidae. The transcript has 13 exons. Gene Ontology annotation, biological process: regulation of transcription by RNA polymerase II; anatomical structure development. The record is from RefSeq and is a predicted model, not a curated record.
AGCGUGUCAGAUGCUCUCGCGCAGGGUUGCAACAAUAUAGCGCAGAGUCUGUGAGAGGAAAGGUUGAACCCCGGCUAAAGACGAGGAGACACCGUAUUUUCAUUUUUCCCGUCUACAUUUUCUGCUCGUUGGAUAAUAAGGAACGAACGGACGGUUUUCCUCAGCUGCAGAGCUUUUAAAGUGUCCAGGAGAUUUUACAGGCGAAGCGAGGCCCCUUAUGGACUAAAAUACAGAGACAGUGCGGACACUUCCCCCGGACUGCGAGCAAGCCAGAGCCCCGAGCAAUGUCCAGCACAAGCGGGCGAGGAAAUCUGCAGGAAUAUAGAUCUCAAAGCCGCUGUUGUGACAGAUUGCCUAUAAUGUGGAAGACUUGCACAGAGCUGUGUAGACCCGAGGCUGUCAAAAUGCUAGUUAGAUCCGACACAAGUGGGCAUGGGGGUCUUAAUCAACUAGGCGGCAUGUUUGUGAACGGACGCCCGCUCCCGGAGGUCAUCCGGCAGCGUAUUGUGGACAUGGCUCACCAAGGUGUGCGACCCUGCGACAUCUCCCGCCAGCUCCGUGUGAGCCACGGCUGUGUCAGCAAGAUCUUGGGCAGAUACUACGAGACAGGCAGUAUAAAGCCCGGAGUGAUCGGGGGCUCAAAGCCCAAAGUGGCCACCCCGAAAGUGGUGGAGAAGAUAGCAGAGUACAAGCGGCAGAAUCCCACCAUGUUUGCUUGGGAGAUCAGAGACAGACUGCUGGCAGAGGGGGUCUGUGACAGCGACACGGUGCCCAGCGUCAGCUCCAUCAACAGGAUAAUUCGAACAAAGGUACAGCAGCCAUUCAACGUGCCUCUGGACAGCAAAAGCCUGAGCCCUGGCCACACAUUAAUUCCAAGCUCAGCAGUCACGCCUCCCGAGUCGCCUCAGUCGGACUCUCUAGGAUCCACCUACUCCAUAAGUGGCCUGCUGGGCAUUCCACAGGCCAGCUCAGAAGGAAAGAGAAGUCACGAUGAUAGUGACCAGGAAAGUUGUCGGCACAGCGUGGACUCUCAGGGCAGCGGAGGUGGACCCAGGAAGCAGCUAAGGCCUGAACACUUCCCCUCCCAGCACCUGGACUGCGGAUUCGAGCGGCACCACUACACCUCUGACACAUUCAGUCCCACUGUAUCCGGCAAAAGCGAACAGUCCCUUUAUCCUCUCUCUCUCCUCAACGGUAGUCUGGAGGAGGGCAAGAGCAGCCUUGCAACAUCCAGCGCCGCCAUUGGCAGAAACCUGGCAACACACCAGGGAUAUACAGUGGUUGCAGACCCCCUCCAGCCCCUUCCCAUCUGCCUGAAACAGGAAAUGUCACCCGAGGGGGCCAGCUCCAGCCCCUCCCCCAACAUUAUCGGCAACCCAGCCUUCUUGGAUAUGGGCUCCAUUUCGGCUCCGUCGCCGGUGUCCGUGGGUAACAGUUGCAGCAGCUCCACACAUUUCUCUCAUGCCUUCAACUCAUUCUCCCAUCACACACCAGUGUACGGCCAGUUCAGCAGCCAGUCGCUCAUCGCAGGGCGAGAUAUGGUCAGCUCCACUCUCCCAGGAUAUCCUCCACACAUUCCAUCAGCCGGUCAGACAGGUUACUCGUCCUCCGCCAUCACAGGAAUGGUAGCAGGUGCGGAGUACUCAGGCCAGACUUACACACACUCGCCCUACACGUCUUACAGCGACGCGUGGAGAUUCACCAACUCCAGCAUACUAGGCUCCCCGUACUACUACAGCUCUGCGCCCCGGUCCGCCCCACCUUCCACCGCAGCUUACGACCACCUCUAGCUCCACACUGGAGCUCUGUGAACAUUCAGUGGACUCAUUUACAGCGGGUAUAUAGAAGGAGAAGGACACGGAGGAAGACCAGCAGUGUUCAUGGACAAUACAUGCGGUUGCCUGAAUGACUGUUCUUUGAUUAUUUAUUCACUUGGUUGGAAACCUCGACCAGGACACACUUACAAAACGCACAAGUUUACACUCUCCUCUGAAACAGCCCCGGGUUUCUCACUCAGAUCACCAUCCUGGUUCAUAAGCUACGGAUUUCCCAACAGCCAAAGAUCAUCUUCUGUCAUCCAGUCACACACUGCUGUUGAUGAAAUGUCCUGUUCACGACCCAAGAGGAAAUUAAAUGGCUGUUAGGGCUUAUUCAGUUAUUCAUUCAUUCGUUCGUUCAUUCAUUCAUUCAUUCAUUCAUUCAUUCAUUUAUUUAUUCAUUCAUUCAGGUCUUUGUUCUUGCUUUCUGUUUAAAGUCUGAACAAUUUAAGUUCUCCAUCAACUUCAUCAUCAUCUUAAUCAUCUUCAUUAUCAUCAUCAUCAUCAUCAUCAUCAUCAUCAUCAUCAUCAUCAUCACUCUCAGAAGUGUCCGAAAUCAGUUUUCUGAAAACCGUUGUUUAUCUUCUGUGAACUGAAAUACUACAGAUCGGUUUAUCGUGUUUGGGGCCAUGUGUAAAUAAUGUAGAAAAGGAAAAACCCUUAUUGAAAAUUCCCUUUAAUGCUACAAAUAAUUAGGAGUGGAUUUUAUUGGGGCGGAUUAGUAAAUUGUAAAAGACAUUUAAAAAAAGGUUUUAAAAAUCGUUUAUUUCCCCCUUCCCUAUGUACUAUAUUUGUUGUCAAAUGGGGUUGCAGAAAUCUGUGAUUAAACUAUUUCUUUUUAUUGUACUGUCACUUAUAUGAUUAAUCAAUUUCUACAGAAUUAUUUUUAAUUAAAUAAAGCAUGACAAAUUGA